AUAGCGUUGGAUGGCAAUCGCGGUUAAACCCCACAGAAGAAGAAGCAGCAUUAAGCAGAAUUGUUUUCAUCACGUUUUUAGCAGGUUGAAGUUGGUUAACGAACUUCUGUAUAGUUUAAUUUCGUGAAAUACCAUCAGAAAUCGAAGUAACUGAAAUGAUGGAGGAGAAACCCAGCCUGCUGCUCUCCUUCCACACUGAGAUCAAACAAGAACCACUAGAUGCUGAUUGUGACAGUAAAACUCCGUGUUCAUUGGUGGAUUCAGAGAUGACAUCAGUGAAGCAGGAAGACAAAAGUCAAAUACUGGGACUGAAUAUUAAAAUUAAAAAAGAGGAGGAAGAGGAGAAGAAUUUUGGGGGUUUAAUUAGUCAAGAUGUGACUGCUGAAGUUGGAGAGUCUGGAGAGAAACAACAGGCAGACUGCAAAGAUGAGAAACCUCACCCCUGCACCUGUUGUGGAACAUUUUUCCUAAAUGAAUCAGAUUUAAAAAGACAUGUUAACAUAUGUACAAGAGAGAAGUCUUACUCCUGUUCUGAUUGUGGGAAGAGUUUUUCUCACGUAGGUCAUCUUAAACGGCACCAGCACGUACACACUAGAGAGAAACCCUAUUGCUGUUCUAACUGUGGGAAGGGUUUCUCAAUAUUAGGAAACCUUAAUGCUCACCAACGCAUACACACUGGAGAGAAACCUUAUUCAUGUUCUGACUGUGGGAAGUGCUUUUCUCAGCUAAGUCAGCUUAAAAGGCACCAGCACAUACACACUGGAGAGAAGCCACACUCUUGUUCUGAGUGUGGGAAAAGUUUCAUUUCAUCAUAUGAACUUACUAGCCAUAAGAGAGUGCACAUAGAAGAGAAGCUGUACUCCUGUUCUGACUGCGGGAAGAGUUUUUCACAAUUAGGCUAUCUUAAAAAGCACCAGCAAAUACACACUAGAGAGAAUCCUUAUUGCUGUUCUGACUGCGGGAAGACAUUUUCACAGUUAGCUAAGCUUAAAAGGCACCAGCACAAACACACUGGAGAUAAACCGUACUCUUGUUCUGACUGUGGGAAAGGUUUCAUUACAUCAUAUGAACUAACUAGUCAUAAGAGAGUGCACACAGGAGGGAAGAUAUACUCCUGUUCUGACUGCGGGAAGAGUUUUUCGCAAUUAGUUUAUGUCAAAAAGCACCAGCACAUACACUCUAGAGAGAAACCUUAUUGCUGUUCUGACUGUGGGAAGAGUUAUUCUCAGUUAGGUCAGCUUAAAAGGCACCAGCACAUACACACUGAAGAUAAACCAUACUCUUGUUCUGACUGUGGGAAAGGUUUCAUUACAUCAUCUGAGCUUACUAGUCAUAAGAGACUGCACACAGGAGAGAAGCCUUACCUCUGUUCUGAUUGUGGGAAGGGUUUCUCCUGGUUAGGUGGCCUUAAAAGCCACCAGCGUAUACACACUUGAGAUCAACCUUACUCCUGAUCUGACUGUGGGAAAAGUUUCAUUACAUCACCUGAAUUUACAAGCCAUAAAAGAGUCCACACAGGAGAGAAACCUUGCUCUUGUUUUGGCUGUGGGAAUACUUAGAGAGGCGCAAAGCUUUGAGUUCUGCUCUGGAUGUUGCAGGGAUUUCAGAGAAAUGGAAGCUGGGAGUCACAACAGCACACAGCAGAAAUGUUAAAGAAGAAGGGUUGAAAUAAUCUCUGCACAUUUUAUAAUCCCAUAUUGUUUGAGCAACAGAUUUCAUAGAGUAAAGUUUUUUUGUUUCUGUAGUUCUUUUUGAAUGUUUUGCAUUUUUCUCUUGUUGUAUGAUGAUGCUGAUUGCUUUCUCUUUAUUGUGUAUUUGCAUCCCCAUUAGUUCCUGUCAAAUCCGCAGCUACCUCUCCUGGGAUGUGGGGCUGACCUCUUCCUUGGUCUCUCACAAAAUACCUUUCUAACCUCAAAAGCAUUCUCCUGGUUUUAAUGAAGGUCUGAUACAUAUCGAAUGGUAUGUCAGUUAUUCUAUUAAAUUUUUGUUGACAAUUGUUCAUAAUGUUGUUCAUAAUGUUGUUCAUUAUUUGUCCUUGUGUAGAUAAUUAUUCUUGUUAAAACAGACAAUUUAUAUGAACAUGCUUGUCAUCCUUUUGUGUGUUGGAAAGGUUUGGAUGUGGAGAUGGAUAUUGAACUCUUUCCCAUUAAUAUUUUGUGUUUACAUGUAUUUAACAGAUAUUGCAAUAGAGCCAAAACAUGUUUAAAACCGUAGUUCAUAUUUGUCAGUGCCGUCCAGGUCUUUGGGACUUAAAUGGUAAUCCAUUACAUCCUGUUUUACUGGGUAUAAAUUCCUGGAAGAGGUUUCUGGUGUAUUUUACCCCCCACCCACAGUGAGAAGGAUGGUUCAAGUGGCAGCUCUAAGACUAACCAGUUUUGAGAGCGUGUUUGAUGACUGCUGAUUUUCCAAUUUAUAAAAAUUUGACAAUGUUUGUGAGACUUCAU
Messenger RNA from Esox lucius (northern pike), 2444 nucleotides. RefSeq names its product zinc finger protein OZF-like. The coding region runs from base 156 to 1436 and encodes 426 amino acids. NCBI's taxonomy places the organism in Eukaryota, Metazoa, Chordata, Actinopteri, Esociformes, Esocidae. Gene Ontology annotation, biological process: regulation of transcription by RNA polymerase II. Gene Ontology annotation, molecular function: RNA polymerase II cis-regulatory region sequence-specific DNA binding; DNA-binding transcription factor activity, RNA polymerase II-specific. The record is from RefSeq and is a predicted model, not a curated record. The transcript has 3 exons.